Armigeres subalbatus is the source of this 5311-nucleotide messenger RNA. RefSeq names its product formin-like protein (gene Frl). NCBI's taxonomy places the organism in Eukaryota, Metazoa, Arthropoda, Insecta, Diptera, Culicidae. The record is from RefSeq and is a predicted model, not a curated record. The transcript is spliced from 9 exons. Gene Ontology annotation, cellular component: cytosol. Gene Ontology annotation, biological process: cell migration; regulation of cell shape; cortical actin cytoskeleton organization. Gene Ontology annotation, molecular function: actin filament binding; small GTPase binding. Bases 1534 to 4929 code for a protein of 1131 amino acids.
UUACAACAAUAAGAAAAUACUUAUCGGAAAAAUCUGUAGUAUUUAAAUUUCAAGUGACUUUGAAGAAAUUGAUUCAAUUCAGUGCAUAAAUAAUGUGAAAAUAUGUGACCGUUCACACGACAUUCCUGUUCAGUGAUUCUUGGAAUAAGAACGCCAUCAGUAACAUUAUUUUAUCGGAAUCUAAAUCUGUUGCGGUGGUGCUCUGGCUGGAUCGUUCCGUCGUUGCUGCAAGAGCGAAGAUCGGUGUUCAGUGCUCACAGGCUUUUUUGUGCCUUCCUUCUGGGUUGUGUGUGCUUCUUCUUUGGCGUUCAGCCAGUCAGUGUUCAGUCGGGUCGGAUGCAAAGAGUGCGGAGAUAUUCACAUUAGUUGCGUUUUCUUUCAUCUACCACACACCACAACACACAACAUUCAUAAAUUCAAGUUCGUCUUGUCUGGUUCUGUUGGCUCGUCGAUGUGAGCCGUUGAAUCGAUGCCUCUGCCGCUGUGGAGGACUUAGAACGCGAGAGAGUUGUCGACGAGCAGAGCUGGAAUAAGUGUUUCCGAUUAGGUCGGAAUGCUCUGCUGUGCUAAUUCGUUUUUCUGAAGCUCGGAAACCCGACUCGCGCUAAAGUUCAACCCUUGCACAAUUAACCGAAACCGAACCAGAACGGAGACACCUUAAGUCAGCAUAAACCACACAGAGGUUUUCGAUUGCACGAAGAAGAAAAAAACUGCUACCGGUGUUGUCUUUUUUGGUGCUCGUGGCGUGUCUUCAUGAGACCUCAAUCGUCGAUUCGUUGCAUGGAUCUGGGAAUUACUUUGGGAAUCGAGUUGCGCCCAAUGUUUGACGGCUAAGAAGAGCACAAAGAACACGGAAAGGAGGUUUUAAUUGGUACCGAGCUGAUGGAUUUCAGUGCUUUGAUGUUGUUGACCCUAGAGAGACCGGUCGGCAGAACACUGGUGUGGUAGCGAAGGGUGUGGGUGGACGGUCAACUCGCGAGACAUCCGUUCCCGAAAACCGGAAGUGACCAUUUUACACAUCUACAAAAUUUUGCGCCGAUCCGGCCAGUGAGUGCUGUUAUUAGCAUUCUCUACCUGAAAGUAAUUGUUGCUUUGUGUGAUUUCCUCCGUUUGAUUUCCAUAAUUCCGUUUCAUUGCAGCCUGCCUGAGCGACGUUGUGCUUGUUUGUUAGUGUAUGAAUUUGAGGGGGAACGAAGUUGAAACACGUGAGCCGGGUCUGUAUGUUUUUAGUGAUGUGUGAUGUAUGCUGUGUGAACGGCACAUAAAAAUUCAUUUCGACCAGAACGGUUGUGAGAGGAAGCGUUCCGGAGUGUUGUGUAUGUUUUAACACUUUUUUGGUAGUGCAUUGUAAUUUCUCGAAAGGAAGAAGCGCCGUUGAUGGUGGAGAAUAAAAUUAUUAAGUGCUAUGAAUGAGCUAAAUCCAGAGUGUUUUAUACGUGCUCGGUGUAUGCUUCGUGGAUUAUCGUAGUGUUACGAUCGGGGUCUCGUGGAAUAAUACCAUUCUGUGAUCGAGUAGAAGCCCUUCCCCCAAAGAUGGGUUUGGCAUCGUCGAAGGCGGCCAACAGUAUUGCCGCCGGUAGUGGCGUCGGCGGUGGUGGUUCCAAACAUGACAGCGUAAUUGUCGAGACCCGGCACCACCAUCCGGAUAUUCAGCAACCAUGCUCGCUGCUACCGUCGCCUUCGAGCGUUAUCGACAGCUGGAAACCGUCGAGCUGUCACGUACGGCAGGCCAGCAUCCGGUCGCGCAAUUUGCAGCCCAUGCCGGACAUUGGCGAGCUGGAUCGGCGAUUUGCAAAAGUACUGGCAUCCAUGGAUCUCCCGCCGGACAAGGCGAAGCUGCUGAAAAACUACGACAACGAAAAGAAAUGGGAUAUCAUUUGCGAUCAGGAAAUGGUCCACGCAAAAGAUCCCCCCGCGCAUUAUCUCACCAAACUGCGAACCUAUCUGGAUCCGAAAGCUUCGCGAAGCCAUCGGAAACGAAAAAUGGUUGGCGAGUCCACCUCAACACAAGUUCUCCGAGAUCUGGAAAUCUCGCUUCGCACAAACCACAUCGAAUGGGUCAAGGAGUUUCUUGACGACGAAAAUCAAGGCCUGGACGCGCUGAUCGACUAUUUGAGUUUCCGGCUAACGAUGAUGCGUCACGAGCAGCGAAUACAGGAAGCCAAAUCCGAAUCGGACGAGGGCCUGAAUCCGAAGGAUACGACGAUAGCGUCGUACGGUAGCAACGAAACGAACCACAAGCUAGGCACAAAUGGAUUCAUGCGACCCGGUCUAGGGGAUAUGAUGGAUAGUCCCAGUAUAAAGCGGAGGUCGCGACAUAUCGCGAAGCUGAAUAUGGGCCUGACCACGGAUGAUAUCCACGUGUGCAUAAUGUGCAUGAGGGCUAUCAUGAACAAUAAGUACGGCUUCAAUAUGGUGAUCCAGCAUCGGGAAGCGAUUAAUUGUAUAGCGUUGAGUUUGAUACACAAGUCCCUGAGGACAAAGGCGUUGGUCCUUGAACUGUUGGCAGCGAUAUGUCUGGUGAAAGGGGGUCAUGAAAUCAUCUUAUCGGCAUUCGAUAAUUUUAAGAAGGUCUGCUCCGAGCAGCGUCGCUUCCAGACGCUGAUGGAGUACUUUAUGAACUACGAACUAUUUAAUAUAGAUUUUAUGGUUGCAUGUAUGCAAUUUGUAAAUAUCGUUGUACAUUCCGUGGAAGACAUGAACUACAGGGUGCAUCUGCAGUACGAAUUUACUGCGCUAGGGUUAGACGAAUAUUUGGAGAAACUAAGGUUAACAGAGUCCGAAGAGCUUCAUGUUCAGAUAUCGGCCUAUUUGGACAAUGUGUUCGAUGUGGCCGCGCUGAUGGAAGACAGCGAAACGAAGACUGCCGCCCUCGAGAGGGUAAACGAAUUGGAGGACGAAUUGGGCCGUGCCUUGGAUCAGGCUAGUGAAAUCGAGCGGGAAGCAUUGUUCAAAAUUGGUGAACUCGAAUCCGAACUAAGUCAAACUCGAGCUGAACGAGACGAUCUCUGCAACAAACUACGAGUUGUUGAAGAGGAAAUUGCGAAGCUCAAGCGAGCUCUCAAACAACACGAGCAGGAAUCCAAGAGCCGUCAAUCCAUGCUACUGGAAUUGGAGAAUCUCACAAAGACCCUGCCGAAGGGAACAUCCAUUGCGGAUGUUUCGAAUAUGCUCGCGAAUGGUGGCAAACUCUCCGAGCUCAGUCCUACGAGCAACGGAGGAGGAGACAAAGCCGCACCACCAAUACCGCCGCCGCCAGCACCUCCAGCGCCACCUGCUCCCCCUGUAGCACCAACGCCACCGCCACCACCCUGCCCACCAGCACCUAAUAUCAAUGGAAACGCACCACGAGCGCCCCCGAAACCACCUGCAUUCAUUCCACCUCCACCGGCUGGUCCCGGUGGAUUCAUGGGUGCCGCUAUGCACUGCACUGACGGCAACAUGACCAUCAAACGUAAAGUACAAACGAAAUACAAACUGCCAACGCUCAACUGGGUUGCACUAAAACCGAACCAGGUUCGGGGCACCAUCUUCAACGAACUGGACGACGAGAAACUGCACCGGCAGAUCGAUUUCAUCGAUUUCGAAGAGCGCUUCAAGAUCGGGAUGGGUGGACCGCUGACGAAUGGCAACUGCGACAUGGACGGGCUAUCGACGUUCCCCAGCAAGCGAUUCAAGAAACCGGAGCACAUUUCGCUGCUCGAGCACACGAGGUUAAGAAAUAUUGCAAUCUCUCGUCGCAAGCUGGAAAUGCCCGUCGACAUUGUCAUUAAAGCGAUCAACAACCUGGAUCUCAAACAGCUGUCGCUAGAAAACGUCGAACUCCUGCAGAAGAUGGUCCCAACCGACCAGGAGCAGAAGAUGUACAAGGAAUAUGUGAUAGAGAAGAAGGAUCUGAACUUGCUGAGCGAGGAGGAUAAGUUCAUGCUGCAGCUAACGAAGGUGGAGCGAAUCUCUUCGAAGCUGUCGAUUAUGAAUUACAUCGGUAACUUCUUCGACAGUUUGCAUCUCAUAAACCCGCAAAUCUACGCCAUCAUCUCCGCCUCGUCGUCGAUCAAAUCGUCGAAAAAGUUCCGCUCGGUGCUCGAGGUCAUUCUCGCAUUCGGUAACUAUCUGAACAGCAGUAAACGUGGCCCGGCGUACGGGUUCAAGCUGCAAAGCUUGGACACCCUGCUGGACACCAAAUCCAACGACAAACGGAUGAGCCUGAUGCACUACAUCGUGGCAACGGUACGGCAAAAGUUCCCCGAGCUGAUGAACUUCGACUCGGAGCUGUUCUGCAUCGAUAAGGCGGCGCAGGUCUCGCUGGAGAUUCUUAUCUCCGAUGUCAACGAACUGGAGAAGGGCAUGGAAGCCGUCCGGAAGGAAGCUGACCUGCGAGGGAAGGGCUCUCAUAAUCAUGUGCUGCGAGAUUUCCUCAACAACUCUGAGGAAAAGUUGAAGAAAAUACGAACUGACUGCAAAACUGCGCAGGAUUCGUUCAAAGAAUGUAUCGAAUAUUUCGGUGAAUCAUCCAGGAAUGCAGACGCCAAUGCAUUCUUCUCGCUACUAGUCCGAUUCGUGAGAGCUUUCAAGGCAUGUGAUCAGGAGAACGAGCAGCGUCGACGGCUGGAGCAAGCUGCCCUCCAGGCUGCCAACAAGAAGGACGACACCGAGGGGGUUGUCCUGCGGAACAACAAGAUCAACAACCAGAAGAAGCAACAGGUACGCCUUUCAACGCAUAUUGCUUUGCUUGCCGGUAAUGGCACUGGUACUGCUAUUGCCGGUUCAGCUGCCGGACCAAGCGGCAGCGGUACGGGUGCUGGUGUGGGGAUGGGUGGUAUUGGGGAUCCCAGUAUCCGGCUGUCCAGCACGUUCUUGCAAAAUCUAACCCACAUGAACCGAGAGUUGCAACAUGUGUUUGGCGGACCGCGACCGCUGGCUAGCUAGUAUUUGCGUGUGCGUGGUUAAAUUUGUUGAGUUUGCAAUUUUCUUUUGCUAGCGAAUUUGUGCUUCUGGUAGUUUCAUGUUUUCAUUGUUCUAGACAUUGCUUUGGACGAAAUAUAAUUGAGACAUAUUUUUGAUUAGAUUAAACUUGCACUAAUUGGUAAAAUGUGGCACACAUUGGUUAGGGAUAAUUUCAAUUCUGCAAAAAUAUGUCUCAAUUUAUCCAGACUAAGAUCAAAUAUAUUGUUUAAUAAUAUUAUAUUGCUUUAAAGUGUAACAUCUAUUGUAUGAUAACUUGUGCAUAAUCUGGUUUAUGUGUGUAUCUGUGUAGCUUUUAAGUUUAUUGUUGUUCUAUUAAAUAUAUAUUACAUACUUUGUUUGUAAA